AUGGUGAAGUUCUCCAAAGAGCUUGAAGCUCAGCUCAUCCCAGAAUGGAAGGACGCUUUUGUGAAUUACUGGCAACUGAAGAAACUUGUAAAGAAGGUUAAACUCUCAAGAAAAACAAAACAAACUCAAGAUCACAUCUCUGAUUUUGGUCGCUCCAUUUUCGACCCGAUUCGAUCAAUCACCAAGAAAAUCUCCGACCACCUCCACAUUGCCGGAGACAAACCGGAGAUCAUUCAGGCAGCCGGAGAUCCGAAUGUCCUCAGAUUCCGGCAAGUGAAGAGCAAAGUCGUAGAGGAAGGAAAAGUUGAAGAAGAAAAGGAUGAAGUUUAUGAAACUGAGCUUGUUCAGUUGUUCUCUCAAGAAGAUGAGGCUAAAAUGUUCUUUGAGAGAUUGGAUGAGGAGCUUAACAAAGUGAACCAGUUUUACAAGACCAAAGAGAAAGAGUUUCUUGAAAGAGGAGAGAAUUUGAAUAAGCAGCUACAAAUUCUGCUGGACCUCAAGCAAGUUCUAAGUGAUCGACGCCGGAAAAGCUUGACGUCCAAGUCCGGUGCUGGAUUUCUCUCUCCGUCGUUCUCAUCUUCUGGCCGGAACUCGGAUUUCUCAGAACCAACUGAAUAUAGCGAAAGCCCCACAGAAAACUCACAGACGGAAAAUGUAAUAGCAGCACUGGAAAAGAAUGGUAUAAAUUUUAUAAAUUCGCCGACAUUAUCAAAGACAAAGAAGGGUAAGCCUAAGUUGGCCAUGAGGAUUGACAUUCCGGCGACAACGCCGACACGAACAAUAUCGGCCGUUACAUCAAUGCUUUGGGAAGAUUUGGUGAAUGCUCCCAAGAAAGAAGGCCCUGGAGAGUCUAUAAACAGGAAGAAGAUCCAAUGUGCUGAAAAGAUGAUCAGAGGAGCAUUUGUUGAGCUCUACAGAGGCCUUGGUCUACUUAAAACAUACAGUUUGGUGGAUAUUGAGACAACAAGCAAACCUAAAGAAUCUCCCUCUGCCCCUUCAACAGAUUAA
Molecule: messenger RNA, 1008 nt
Organism: Ilex paraguariensis (yerba mate)
Lineage: Eukaryota; Viridiplantae; Streptophyta; Magnoliopsida; Aquifoliales; Aquifoliaceae
Source: the annotation of a GenBank genome assembly